AUGGCUCUACGAGCGUCGGCCUCACCCUCGCCCGCGCCAGAAGCGCCCGUUGCAGGUGCACCAGGACCUCGCGCAGCAGCCCUCCAGAAGGUCUUUGCUGGCGCCCUGGCAUCGUCUCUCAAAGCAAACUCGUACGCGAACUUCAGUUCGUGUUUCCCGACACCCGCGAAAUACUGUCCGACUGCGCUCGAAGGAGUCUGGAGACAACUGAACACGCGGUUAGAGGAAGAGUGCAUGCGCGAUUUCGAGAAGAUACUGGAAGAAAGACAGGUCAUCGCGGGUCUGAACCAGUGGGAUAGCAUGAUCGACGAGGCCAAAAGGAGGAAGCAUCGCGCCGUGGAAGGCGAAAUGCCACCGAGACCAUUGCACACUUUAUCCGCAGACGAAUUGUACACGGCUCACUUCACGCCCUACCUGCAACAAGCGACGGAGGAGCUGAAUACGAGGUUACAAGCGUCGCAGCAAGAGAAUGCGGCCAUGAGGCAAUCAAUCUGUGAGCAACGUGGUGAAAUUGAACAGCUGCUGACCAGCCUCGAACACGCCGUAAGUGACAUUGAGGGAAGUGUCGAGGCAAUGUGCACAGACGAACAGAGUGGCAUCAAUGACUUGAGAGAGGAUUCGUGGCAAAUGGAACAGGAAGUCGCUGCAACAAGAUAG
Fonsecaea multimorphosa CBS 102226 is the source of this 657-nucleotide messenger RNA. RefSeq lists its product as uncharacterized. Gene Ontology annotation, biological process: chromosome segregation. The record is from RefSeq and is a predicted model, not a curated record. Gene Ontology annotation, cellular component: MIS12/MIND type complex. The transcript has 2 exons. Bases 1 to 657 code for a protein of 218 amino acids. NCBI's taxonomy places the organism in Eukaryota, Fungi, Ascomycota, Eurotiomycetes, Chaetothyriales, Herpotrichiellaceae.